AUGGAGGCGAUCAUUGCUCCUACCGGCUAUGGAGAUACUAUAGGGAUACUGAAAGGACAGAUACAACAUCUUCAUAUAACCUUCCUUUGCAAGUUUCCACUCUCCAGGUAUUUCUUUAACUUUCUCUAUUUAAGGUUCUGGUUCCUGUGGCGCUCUCUACUUGUCCAUCUAUUUGUUCCUAGUUUUCUUCCUGUAGCUUUUCUCUCUCGUAUUUCCUUGUGUCUUACUAUGGAUUCCCUAGCUCUUAACGUUUUUGAAGUUUUAAACCUCACUGAUCGUGAAGCUGUUGUUCAUGACCUUGAGGAUGAUACUGGGGGGGUUAGCCAAACUAGCAGAACCAUUUGUCUUGUGUUUAGAAUCCUUUCCCCUAGAACCAUCAAACUUGAGUGGUUUGAAGAUGCUAUGAGGAACGCCUGGAUUACUCGGGGCCCUUUAACUUUCUCUGAAUAUGGUUCGGGUAUGUUCAUGGUGGAGUUUCAUUGUGAAGGAGAUAUGCGAAGAGUGUUAGAGGGUCAGCCAUGGCAUUUUGACCACUGUUUGGUCACUUGUGCAAACCAUGCUGGUCUGGAUACUCUUCUGCCCAACCAUCUCAGAUAUUCCCCUUUUUGGAUACAAGUCCAUUCUAUUCCUUUUGGUCAGAAAUCUCUAAAACUUGCUAAGUUGAUUGGGGAUGAGGUGGGGGAUUUCUUAGAGGUUGACCAACUUACACUCCACAAAAUCUCUGGACUUUUUCUUAGAGUUUGUGUUCUCAUUGAUAUUUCUAAACCUAUUACUCGUGGAAUCAUGGUCGAUUUCAAGAGUAUCCAUCGUCAAAAAUGGCUCACUUUCAAAUAUGAGAACUUGCCAAAUAUCUGUUAUCACUGUGGCUUGUUUGAUCACACACUUACAAAGUGUAUUACUUACCUUCAAAAGUGUGAUGAUCGUGCAUAUCCACCUGCUCUUCCUUAUAAAAUACCUCUUAAAGCACCUGCCAAAUCAACUUUCAAAAGGAACCCGUUUGAUCUUUCAAACUCAUUUCCACUGGAUGAACUUCCUGCUCAGCAGGAUAAUGUGGAUCAAUCCCUCGUUGCUGUUGUGAGCCAGUUUCUUACCACUGAGGACAUUGGCUCUGGAUCCUCAGGUGCUGCUUCUCGUGGUAAUGUUACUGAGAUUGGCUCUCUGGGAGUCGAUCAUGGCUCACCCUUGAGCCAUGAUGGUUUUCAUUCUGCUGUUCUUUGUGACCUUCCUUUCACAACUACCCAGCAUGCUACGGUCACAGCUAGUGAAAGUAGUAGUGAGGGCCUUGCUAUGGAGGGUGUUAUCCCAAGAACUUCUGAAAAAGCUAAGGGUAAAGCAGUUGCUGGGGCUAAAAGGGCUGCUUUCCUCCCUCAAACUGUCGUGGUUGGUGACUCUCUCAGGAAUAUUCUCAAGCGUGCUCGAGUUGGUCCUACAAUUGCUGAUGUUUCUUCUGCUAUUAACCUCUCUUUGAGUCUUAUGAGUUGGAAUGCCCGAGGUUUGGGGAGCCCUCGGGCAUUCCGCAACCUCUCCCUUUUUGUUAAAAAUCACAAACCGAAUUUUCUCUUCAUCAUGGAGACUAAAGCUGCUGCCGGCCGUGGGGAUAGCUUGUGUCGUAGUCUUCCUUUUGAUCAUGUGUUUGAAGUUCCAAGAGUAGGAUUAGGGGGGGGGGGUACUCAUGUUUCGUGUUACUAUGGUUCUCCUUAUAGUAUCGAUAAAAUGCAUUCAUGGUUGCUGUUAGAAAGACUUUUUGAUAAUGCUCCUUUACUUCCUUGGCUUAUUCUAGGAGACUUUAAUGAUUACUUAUCUUUAAGUGACCGAUCGAGUAGUUCUAAUCCCCCUUCCUAUGCAAUGACUCAUUUUCAAAGUUUUGUUAGUAAAUUUUCCCUUUUGCCUUUAAACCCGAUUGGCUCAAAAUAUACUUGGAAACAUGGCAAUGUGUGUGAAAGGCUUGAUUGGGGAGUUGUUAAUCAUAUUUGGCAACAUACUUUUCCUCACACUACUCUCUAUCAUCUCGCAUUUUAUGGUUCGGAUCAUAGAGUUCUUAAGAUAACCCUUAAUGAUGAUAGUAUGAUUCGUCUGAGACAUAAAAGGUUCAUGUUUGAAAACUUCUGGCUCACGGAACCGUCCUUUUAUGAUACUGUUAGGGGUAAUUGGAAUCAUUCCCAUCUUGGACAAAUUCCCUUAACUCUUAAUACUUUUCUCCUUAAGCAGAAAACUUGCGUGGAUGACAUCAAAAGCUGGAAUGCAGGAUUUAACAGUCUUUCUCGUAGAAUUCAUGCAUUAGAAAGCUCUAUCAAUGCUAUCCACUCCAAUUUGCCUCUCUCCAGUGAUAAAAUUCAACAUGCUUCUGCUUUGCAAUCUCAGCUGGAUUCCCUUCUUUAUAAGAAUGAAAUCCUUUGGAAGCAGCGAUCUAAAAGUCACUGGCUGCAGGCUGGCGAUAAGAACACUAAGUACUUUCAUAGUAAAGCUACCGUUAGGAGAAAGACUAAUUUUAUCCGAAAGCUCAAAUGCAAUGAUGGGAGAGUGGUUACCUCUUUUGAUGAUAUUUCCAGGGAGGUGUCCUCUUAUUUUGGUGAUCUUUUUAAGUCUCCGGAGUCUAAUAGCGAAGCUACUCAAUAUCUCCUUUCUGCCAUUGAUAAGUCAGUGGAUAGUCACCAAAUUCACUUUCUUGACUCCCCUUUUGAAGCUCAUGAAGUUAAGCAGGCCUUAUUUCAGCUUUCGGGUGACAAGGCCCCUGGACUUGAUGGUCUUAAUCCUACUUUUUAUCAAAAGAACUGA
Messenger RNA from Cannabis sativa, 2775 nucleotides. RefSeq lists its product as uncharacterized. NCBI's taxonomy places the organism in Eukaryota, Viridiplantae, Streptophyta, Magnoliopsida, Rosales, Cannabaceae. The transcript is spliced from 3 exons. The coding region runs from base 1 to 2775 and encodes 924 amino acids. Gene Ontology annotation, molecular function: catalytic activity. The record is from RefSeq and is a predicted model, not a curated record.